GCUAGGCAUGCCGACCAGUUCACAGUCAAUCUCCAGUACGUCAGGGGUUGGCACUAGUCAAAUGGCGGGCUCGCAGUUCAGCUCGCCGCCUCCACGCACUCGGGAGCAGAUGGAGCUCCAACAAGUAGAGAGGAUCCGCUUAAGAUUAGAGGAGGAACUUAGACAAGCUACUAAGAGAGAGAAAGAGAUCAAAGAGAGAAGUGUCAGACUAGAGAGUAGGGAGGCAGACAUGGCUGCGCUAGAGGCAUUAGAUGACACUGCCCUAAACACUACAGGAAAGAUCCUGAAGGCAAGCAUCCUCUCCAUGCAUGCGUACAUAGACAACAAGAUGGACGCAAUGCAGGAUACUCUAGACCAGAUUCUGCAAGCGUUGCAUAAGCCAGGAAUCCGGCCAGCAACUUUACCAUCGCUGCCACUUUCAGCGAUGACAGGCCUUUAUGCCGCUCAGUCAGGACCACCACCAAGUGUUUCAUCAACAGUAGCACUAUCUCAGACUGUUGCUUCUUCAUCUUCUGGUCCAGCGACUGUUGCUACACCACAGUCGCCACCUGUCUCGCAAGCGGGACAGCAAUACCUUUGGUAUCCCAAGACCCCACUGAACCCACCUGCAACCUUCUCAGGAGACGAGAAGAAUGAGGCUCUCGACACAUGGUUGAGAACGGUGCCAGUGUGGGUGAGGGUCAAAAGGACAUUGGUAGAAGAGGAGGUGAUUACUGUUGCAUCCUACUUAGAGGGUUCAGCAGCCCGUUGGCUAAACGGAUUGGUAGCUUCAAAGGGCUUCGGCAGGAAUAUGCAUGAUUGGGCGCAGACCCACACAUUAGAAAGCUUUAUGGACUUAGUGGAGCCUCAUUGGCACAACCCUCAGCAGGCACAGAUUGCCACUGAUGGGCUCUUGAAACUUGAUACUAAAAAGUACAAGUCUGUGCGGGAACUCACCACAGUCGUAGAGCGCCUGAUCGUCGUCCCGGGAGUGGAGUACAAUUCACAGGUCUUGCUGACCAUGUUCCUUAGAUGUCUUCCCACAGACAUUAGGAAUUUAUUAGCCAGCGAGGCUCGGAGAGAGUAUCACACCUUUGAGUCAUUCAGCAAGAAGGCCCUAGACUUAGAGGCUACGUUGGGUGGAGCUCAAACCCCUUCUACGGAUGGGAGAAAGAAGAAGACUCCACAAGAGUGGAAGAAGAAGGGUAGUCGAUUGAUGAUGGUUGAUUCUGAUAGGAAUCGAACCGAGAUCGAUGAUGUUUCCGAUCUUGUGGAGGGUUCAAAGUUUGACAGCGAGGAGAGUGUUGAGGGUAGCAACCUCGCCGCCAUAGUUAAGACUAAGGCAGCUGGCCGCGGCAAGGGCGGUCAACAAAGGAGUUAGGGGCAGGCCGCUAACCCAAACAAAAUAGCUGCUUGGGU
Molecule: messenger RNA, 1398 nt
Organism: Chara braunii
Lineage: Eukaryota; Viridiplantae; Streptophyta; Charophyceae; Charales; Characeae
Source: the annotation of a GenBank genome assembly